This is a messenger RNA of Anolis carolinensis (green anole), 628 nucleotides long. It is a transcript of the gene higd2a, whose product is annotated as HIG1 hypoxia inducible domain family member 2A. Bases 137 to 448 code for a protein of 103 amino acids. The record is from RefSeq and is a predicted model, not a curated record. Gene Ontology annotation, cellular component: mitochondrion. Gene Ontology annotation, biological process: mitochondrial respirasome assembly. NCBI's taxonomy places the organism in Eukaryota, Metazoa, Chordata, Lepidosauria, Squamata, Anolidae. The transcript is spliced from 2 exons.
AUAGUACAAUACGGUUCAUAAAGAGAACACGAUUGGCUGCAGAGGUGACUACGGGGGCCGAGGAGAGUCAUUAAAGUGUGGAGCGAAGCGAGUGAGCGUGUGGCUGUUUUCCUCUUACUCGCCCUCCUCGGUCGUCAUGACUCAGGCCCCUCCGCCUCCGUUUGACCCCAGCCGCCCCCCUUUGAUCGAGGGCUUCCAGCCGGGCGCUUUCCAGCGCCGCGAGGAGGGCUUCGCGGACAAGUUCCUGCGCAAGACCCGCGAGAACCCGCUGGUGCCCGUCGGCUGCCUUGGUACAGCAGGAGUCCUGACCUAUGGGCUAAUCUGUUUUAAGAGGGGCAACACCCACCAGUCCCAGAUAAUGAUGCGGGCACGAAUCCUGGCUCAGGGCUUCACCGUUGCAGCCUUGGUCGUGGGUGUAGUUGUUACGGCACUGAAACCCAAGAAGUGAACACACUGCUGCCAUGUCGGAACAUGUGACUGUCCAAUGCCAUGUAGCCUAGGAAUGGGACUUUCUGACAUGCUUGUCUUCCAUGAUGAUGUCUCAAUGUUAUCUUAGAGGUGAUCAUCUGCUGCCGAAAGGCUCUGGAUUUUUAUAUUACUGCUAAUAUAUUCAAGUGAUUCAAUCUUG